AUGGCGUCUUCUCCUCGAAGGUACUGCGUUGGACUGGAUGGAUCAGAGUCUCGAUUGUGCAAUCUCUCUAGUAGAGGACUCACAGUGGAGCAGGUCGAUCGCACACUGCGUGUAUUUACGAUGGCCGACACCAUCGAUUUGUCUGAUAACGAAAUCGAUAAAAUUCCAUCGGAGAUUCCAAUUGAAGUUGUGACGUUGGACAUUUCGUUCAACGCCAUCGCAAGCAUUCAGGGGAUUGAACGCUUGCAAUUUGUACAAGAGUUGCACCUGGCAUCCAAUCGUCUGGAUGACGUAAGUGCGCUUGAAUACUGCCCACGGCUUGUUUGCGUUAACUUGAGUGGAAACAGGCUUAUGCACACGAAUGGACUGGAAACACUUGAAAAUUUGAAAAUGCUUGAUGUGUCGGAGAACCUCAUCGAGAUACCGGAAGCCUUGAGGGCAUUAUCAUUGAACAUUAAUUUGACCCAUUUGUCGAUUCGAGGGAAUCCAUUGAGUCAAAUGUCUGGAUACCAUCUUCCUAUUCUCGAAAUAAUUCCCAGUUUGAUCAUGCUCGAUGACAAAAAGCUGCGAAAUGCCGUUCGAUAUACGACAAAAGAGUUCUCGGCUACUAAGUCCAUUUCAUACUCACGAAUCUACGACAAUAAAAAACAGCAGACGUGGUCGCGGCUACAGCUCCAAACUUUACGAUUUCAAUCCGAAUUCUCAUGCCCUUCACCGAAGCACGAAAACGCUCAAGCGGGUCAUAAUAAAGAACGUCAAAAACGUGCACAAUCUUGGGCAUCAAUAAUGCCACCUUCGAUCAGAGAAGGUAAUUCGCUCUCCUACUCGAGUAUGUACGACCAGCUUGCGCAGUCCAACAAAAAUGUAUCUAGCCGACCAAUUACUCCAACCGUCAAACCCAUCUUCAAUUCAAAAAUGAAAAAGUCAACUAGUGCGUCCAUGAAUCGGCUACGGGGCAAUGCUCAGUGUGUGGCUUCACAUCUCACAGGGGUUAUCGCAUACAAAAAAACAUAUAAUUCUCGCAUGGGUAGGCUUCAAAAUCGAGAAUCGAAGGCGUAUUCAGACGCACACGGCCAACGCCAUAAAUAA
This is a messenger RNA of Plasmopara halstedii, 1089 nucleotides long. Its product is annotated as Protein phosphatase 1, regulatory subunit, and related proteins. The coding region runs from base 1 to 1089 and encodes 362 amino acids. Lineage: Eukaryota; Oomycota; Peronosporomycetes; Peronosporales; Peronosporaceae. The transcript has 6 exons. The record is from RefSeq and is a predicted model, not a curated record.